AUGCUACGAAAGCACGGCGUUCACCAAAGGUUCAGCCUUACCUAUCAUCCACAAACAAGUGGACAAGCGGAAGUGUCCAACCGUCAAAUCAAUUUAAUCCUUGAGAAGACGGUUGCAAGAAAUAGGAAGGAUUGGUCAGAAAAACUUGAUGAUGCCCUAUGGGCACAUAGAAAGAACAAAAUCCCUAUCGGCACAACUCCAUAUCGUGUAGUGUAUGGAAAAUCUUGUCAUCUUCCGGUGGAACUUGAACGCCGAACUCAAUGGGCAAUCAAGGAGAUUAACUUUUACUUGGCUAGUGCAGGAGAGAAAAGAUGGCUUGAUUUACAUGAGCUUGAAGAGCUAAGAUGGGAGGCCUAUAAGUGUGCUAGCAACUACAAGAAUUGCACAAAGGAUUUCCACGACCAUAAUAUUGAAAAUAAAUCAUUUCUUAAAAGAGAUAAGGUACUACUCUACAACUCUAGGAUGAAAUUGUUUCUCGAGAAACUUUCAUUAAGGUGGAGUGUUCCUUUUGUUGUCAAAGAGGUGUUUCCUCAUGGAGCCAUGGAAGUUUGGAAUUUGGAUGGAAUGAGACCUUUUAAGGAACUUGGAGUUAAAGGAAGCAAAGAAAAGAAACAAAAAAGUUGUCAGCAACUAGGGCGAGCGCUCCAGGCAGUAUGCACGCCCGCUCCUAGCUCAAUGAAGAAAUCAGAAGUCUUCAUGGCAGUGCAGAGCGGGUACUCCUCCCAAAUGCAACCCACUCCUAAGCUCCGUACAAAACCAGUGGUUUAG
Molecule: messenger RNA, 768 nt
Organism: Chenopodium quinoa (quinoa)
Lineage: Eukaryota; Viridiplantae; Streptophyta; Magnoliopsida; Caryophyllales; Amaranthaceae
Exons: 2
Coding region: 1-768 (255 amino acids)
Molecular function (GO): nucleic acid binding
Source: RefSeq, a predicted model, not a curated record